UUGUCUGAGGGAAGCCGGAAGCACGUAAACCUACAGAAAAGCAUUGAGAAAGCUAAAAUUGGCCGACAUGAGACGGAAGAGCGAACCAUGCUAACAAAAGAGCUUUCUUCACUUCGGGAGCAAAGGGAGCAACUAAAGGCAGAAGUAGAAAAAUACAAAGAAUGCGACCCAAAAGUUGUAGAAAAAAUACGUCAAGAAAGUAAAAUAGCCAAAGACGCUGCUAACAGAUGGACUGAUAACGUAUUUGCCAUAAAAUCUUGGGCCAAAAGAAAAUUUGGGUUUGAAGAAAAUAAAAUUGAUAAAAGUUUUGGAAUUCCAGAAGACUUUGACUACAUAGACUAAAAUUUUCAAUGGUGUGAAGGAUCUAUGAGCUUGUGAAUAUGUAAAUUUUUUAAUAUUAUUCAACUAAAUGUACUAAACUGUCAUUUACAUGUAACUUUGUUUAUUAUUUUAUUAAUUUUAAAUAAAGUAUAACAUGCA
Molecule: messenger RNA, 480 nt
Organism: Galeopterus variegatus (Sunda flying lemur)
Lineage: Eukaryota; Metazoa; Chordata; Mammalia; Dermoptera; Cynocephalidae
Product: meiotic nuclear division protein 1 homolog
Exons: 4
Source: RefSeq, a predicted model, not a curated record